Bombus pyrosoma is the source of this 5281-nucleotide messenger RNA. RefSeq names its product ATP-binding cassette sub-family G member 4-like. NCBI's taxonomy places the organism in Eukaryota, Metazoa, Arthropoda, Insecta, Hymenoptera, Apidae. The transcript has 11 exons. The record is from RefSeq and is a predicted model, not a curated record. Gene Ontology annotation, cellular component: plasma membrane. Bases 2218 to 4098 code for a protein of 626 amino acids. Gene Ontology annotation, molecular function: ABC-type transporter activity; ATP hydrolysis activity; ATP binding.
UCGAUUGAUAACAGCAAAUUUUUUGUAUAAAUUAUGUUCGUUUGGAACAUAUUAAAGUAUAAUUAUAUAUAUUAUUCGUAGAUUCCACGCCUAUUUCCAUAAAUUUACGGUAUAUACGCCUACAUUAAAUAUACUAUACAACAUUGUUCUAAAUUUAAAAAGUCAGCAGUCGUUUUGUAAUUAUAGUCGAUUUAUAUUAGAAAAAACGUAAUAUUAUAAAAAAUUAAAUAUGUUCAUUUAUUUUCAAUUUGUUUCUAGCUUCGCAUUUUCAUUUCCAACAUUUCGCGGAGAACAUUUCUUUUGAUUGAAAAUGUUAAAGAUGCUAUCCCAGAAUUAUUAACAAUAUACAUAAUAUUUUGAUUAUACUAAUUUUACGCAAAUAUUUUAAAAUGUGAUAUAUUCAUACUGUUUAGAUUUUUUAUAAUGAAUUAUUUAAAUAUCAAACGUUAACAAUAAUUUUUUUAUUCUGUAUUCUUAAAGGUUCAGAUAAGUAUUGAGUUGUCCCAAAAGUUUCUUUCGCUUUGUAUGUAAAUAAUGGAUGCAUAAUAUUUUAUAUCAUGUCAUUGAGCUAUGUACAAUUCAUUCUUUACAUAAUAUCAUUUUCCCAGAAUUUCUGGAAUUUGCUAGCAAAAUAUCGUUCUAGAUGCAUUUUUAGGUCAUUUAUUGAACUGAAUCUUUUACCGUGAAAACAAUUUUUUAACGGAAGGAAUGAAUAAUAAUAAUCUCGCGGAACCACGUCCGGAGAUUAUGGAAGAUGAGGUAGAACAACCCAAUCAAAUGAUAAUAAUUUGUUUCUAACAGCUAAAGAUAUAUGGGUUCUGACGUUAUCGCAAUAGAAUGCGACGUCUGUUCGUUAAUUCUGGUCAUUAGAAACAACUUAUUAAAUUUAAUUGCGAUGUUUUACCUUCUCCGUACUCUCCGGAUAUUCCAUCGUGAUUAUUAUUUAUUCUUUUUGUUAAAAAAUUCUCUUCGCGGUAAAAGAAUCAGUUCAAUAGAUGAUAUUAAAAUAUCUAAAACAAUAUUUUUUUAGCAAAUCCCGGAAGUUUUGGAAAAAUAGUAUUAUGUCGUUUCUGGAGAGAUAGAGGAAAGUAAUAGAUUAUAAUGGGUCGUAUAUAACUCAAUAAUUUGGCAUAAAACAAAAUAUUGUACAUCUAUUAUUUAUUAAUAAAAAAAGAGAAUCUUUUUUACAACCUAAUGUAAUAUUGAUAGUGAUAACAUUUAUUAAUAAUUAGCGGGAAAAAACUCUUUGUUAGAUACAGUAAUUAAUAAAAACAAUAAAAAAGUAUAAAGAAUUGUCGAUUUAUAAAAGUGAUCGUGGUAGAAAUGUUUUAAAUGAAGUUACGCAUGUAGGACUUCAGAUGCAAUGAACUCCAGAAUGCAAGGUCAAACGGGACUGGACAAGCUUCCCGUAGCAAGAAAGUUGUACGGCCCUGUAAUAAAGAGUUAAUCGGCAGUCGCCGUCACGAAUUCGUUGGGAUCGCAUAUCGUUUCUAUUACGUUCGGCAUUAGAUAAAACGUACCUUGGAAACAUAAUGCUUCUUCUGCUAAAUAAAGUGAAUUCAACGAACUACGUGAAAAAUUCUUUUUUCAACGCGACAUCUAACUAUAUGCAACUAUUGAAUCAUAGUGAAUAACGUACAUCUUCUUUGUUAGCUUCUUGAUGUAUUCUCCAUCAACUAGUGUAAUCUCCUUGUUGCGUAUAAAAUUCUCGUAUUUAAUGAAUCUAAAAUUGUGAAAAAUUAGUCAGCUGAACGUGUCCUAAAAAUUGUUUACUAAUUAGUAAUAAUUGCUAAAAAUUUCAAAUUAUUAUUUACUCACAAUAAAAUUGUGUCUUAAAAAUCUGCUAUUACAAAAUAUUUUGAAGUUUUGAUUUUUGAAAGUGUGAACAUACGUAUAUAUAUUGUGGUGUAACAUUACUGGAAGCAUAUAUAUAUGUGUAUAUAUUUAGUAUUCCUCUCGGUGGAAUUUUGAUUAUAUGAAACUAAAUGAUCAUUUAUAUUUAUUUUGUGGGGGAAAACAUCCAUUUCAUAAGCAGCACACAGCUGAAACAUUUUAAGCUGUAAUCAUCGUUUGUGAUUGUGCGCUGUAUAUGUGAUAACAGAUGAUAACAUAGUGUAACCUGCGUAAAUGCCCAUUUUCGUGGGUCAAAUUCCAGUGGUUUAUCUCGACGAUUAGUUUAAAUAUAUAUUUAACAGUCGUCGGAUGUAAGAAAUCAAGAUGGAAGCGCAUCAUAAUAAUGCAAUCGUUAAUCCAUCAGCGAGAAUGAUCGACGAAGAAGAAUGCACCGUUCAACUGACAAUGGGAGAGGAUCAGAAAUUUUUGAAUUCAGAUUCUCAGUCGGUUACCAAGAUGCACAUCGAGUUUGACAAUCUUUCGUAUUCCAUCUGCUCUGGUAAAGAAAAAUCGAGAAGAAUAUUAGAGGAUGUAACAGGAUGUUUUCGUCCUGAGAGAUUAACGGCGAUUAUCGGUCCUUCGGGCGCUGGGAAAACGACAUUACUUCGUAUUAUAUGUAACCUGAAAAGUACAAAUGUUAAAGGAUCGAUCACAGUUAACGGUAAAGAAUGGAAUGGCAAAGCUUUCCGAAAACAAACAUGUUUCUUACCGCAAGAAUUUGCUUUACAACCUCUUCUUACUGCCAGAGAAACGCUCUACAUUGCAGCACGUUUAAAGGUUCAGGGUAUUCGUGAACUACGCUCCUUCAAUUUGAUUGUGACGGAAAUAGCGGAAAAUUUGAAUUUGACAAGCUGCUUAAACACUUUAGUAGAGAAUCUAAGUGGUGGAGAACGGAAAAGAUUAUCAAUUGGUGUAGAAAUAAUCACAAAACCAUCUGUCUUAUUACUCGACGAACCAACCAGUGGGCUUGAUAGUACAUCUUCGAAUCAGGUAAUUGGACUGUUGCAUAAAAUAGCAAAAGGAGGUUGCACAGUCGUUUGUGCGAUUCAUCAACCCAGUAGUCGUAUGAUAUCGCAAUUUGACGAUUUACUGGUUAUACAUAACGGGACAUCGUUUUAUUGCGGAGCUUGGGAAGAUGUUUUCUGCACGUUCAGUGAAGCAGAAUAUGUGUGUCCUCAAUUUUAUAAUAUAUCCGAAUUUGUUGUAGAAGUCAUAACUGGGGAAAGAAGUGGUGAUUUAAAUAAUCUACAGAAACUUAGUCGAGAUAAAUACUUAAAAUGGAAGAAACACUUCCAACAUUCUAUUAGAGGAAUAAAUGUUACAGUCGCUGCAAAAUUGGAUAAUAGUACCGACAUAUCGAAGCUAUCGUCUAUAUGGCAAGAACAAAAGAUUUUAUUAUUAAAAGCACUAAUUUGUAUUAAAAGAGACAAUACUUUGACAAAACUGAGAUUCGCAGCUCACGUUGUAGUAGCUUUUCUACUAGGCAUAGUAUUUUACGAUUCAGGAACUAAUGCUAGUAGGAUUCACAGCAAUAUAGCUUGUGUAUUUUUUAUUCUGCUGUUUUUAUAUUUCGCGAAUUCCAUGCCGGCUGUGCAGAUGUUUCCUAUAGAAGCUGCAGUUUUUAUACGAGAGUACUUAAAUAAUUGGUAUCAUUUAAGGUCUUAUUUUUCUGUAAAAGUAUUGUCAGAUUUGCCAUUACAAAUUCUUACACCUUCGGUAUUUAUUUCAAUUGCAUACUAUAUGACUGGUCAACCGAUGCAAUGCGAUAGAUUUUUACGUACGUGGUUGAUUUGUAUUUUAACAACAAUUCUUGGACAAUCAUCAGGAAUGCUUGUUGGGGCUGCAUUCGAUACGCAUAUGGGAAUUUUCUUGAUUCCUGCACUCAAUAUGCCAAUGAUAUUAUUUGCCGGUUUUUUCCUAAAAUUUAGGGAAGUGCCAUCAUUUCUCCAACCUUUGUGUUCCAUUAGUUUCUUUAGGUAUGGAUUUGAAGGUAUUUUGCAAGCAAUUUAUGAUGGAGACAGAAAAAAUUUACGAUGUGAUGAAAUCUACUGUCCAUUACGUUCACCUAAAAAGAUCUUAGAAGAGAUAGAUAUGCCCGCAAUUUCCUAUUACAUGACUGUAUUAGGUUUAUCUGUUUGGAUAGUGUGUUUACAACUCUUGACAUACUUGGUACUUAAAUGGAAAGCACAUAAAGCCAAAAGAUGAUGUGCUUAAAUGUAUCUAUACAUACUUUUCAUAUGAUAUUGAAUUAAUUAAAAUUUAUAUAACAAGAUAUUAUUAAUACUUAUAUUGAUAUUUUUGUAAAUUUUGUCAUUGUGAUAUUUGUAUACAAUUAAUAAUUAUUAUGUAACUAUUAUAUUAUAUAAAUGGUAAUACUUAUUCUUUAUUUAAGACAUAUUUACAUACGUUCCGUUACAGCUCGUAAGCCAAGCAAUUUAUGAAAAUUUUCGAAUAUUACACGUGUUGCGAUAAUAUUUAUCAGAUUUUAUAUAAAUAGAUAAGAGCACUAAAUCUUUUUUUAUAAUACACGUAAUGCUUCUAUUUUUUCACUUCAUUAUACUUUCUAGAUCUAAAAUACGGAUUUUCUUAACAAGAUAAAUAUUUUCCAUUAUCUAUGUAUGUUCAUAUUGCAAAUAUCGAACACUUUUAUACUCGAUCAAGAAAUAUUCAUUCGUAGAAGUACUAUAUCUGAGAAUAAUCCAAAGGUUAUCAUAAGUUUAAUAAACGUAUUCUUUUAGAAAUAUCUUUCAAAUGUUUUACUGUUCCUUUAAUCGUAAUCACAAGUCCAAAGUAUUUCCGUAAAUACUCACAUAAUGUAGCUCACUGACGACGGGAACAAGAAUGCUUUGAAUAGGAUUGUUUCAAAGUUGCAAUUGAUUAACUACGAUUUCUUCGUCCCACCAAAUAUAAAUAUAUUAAUAAAAUAAUUGUAUAAAAAUACUUUACAUGUACAAUUGAUAAUUUCAAGUACAAAAAGGGCAAGAAAUUUCUUACAUCAUACGUUACAGAAUAAUGAACUUAACAAUAUCAUUUUAUACAGAAGUAUGAGCAGUAUUCAAUUGUAUAAUUAAUUGUAUAGAUGUACAAUUAGUUGUAUCAUUAACAAUUUCAAGUAGGAGGAGCUAAAAGGUUUCUCACGUUAUAAAUUAUAGAAAUAUGAACAUAUAAAAUAUACUUAUAAAAUAAAAGUCUGCGUAACGUACAAUUGGAGAAGCAAUUUUCUCAUUUUAUUUCGUAAAUUGAUAUGUAAAAAAAUAUACUUGCAUUGAUAAUUGACGUUCGUUGAGCAAUUUUAAAAUAUCACGUUCAACUUCCGAAAAUAUUGUUUCGGAAAAAUGUAUCAGCUUAAAUAUAUACUUAAAUUACAAUAUAACAGCGCGUUUCUUCU